UCCACAUGGCUUCUAGUGCGGUCUGUUAAACCUUCGCUUCGUGCCUGGGAUCGCCCUCCUCCCACAUACCCACCGCCGGCGACGCCAUACCACUAUCGCCGCUACAGUUUUUCCUGCGUUGCGGUGCGGCGGUGUCCCUUCUGUUCUUCAUUGUCCUGAAAUUCCGUUCCUACGACCUACGAAGCCAUUGCCUCCUCGCCCACCGCUGUAGACGCGAGCCGGCGCGUGACAUCACUGCCUCCUCGAUGAUCCGGCACCCGCGAGGGGAUCUGGAUGGAAGAGAGGGACCGGACGCCUGUCGCUGAGGUCCGACGCACCAGGAAGAGGCGUGCGACCAACGAAGUCGAGUACUUGGCGGAAGAGCUGCGUCGGACCGACAUGGCGCGCGUGUCGUUCGAGGACACACAGAUGCGCGUGCCUGCGAGCGAAGACGGCACAAGCGAUGGCAUCGCAACGGCAGAGGACUACUUCUCUGCUCACGGCACCGACGAUGGCUACAACGAUGACACCAUGUCGCAGGGCUCGCUGGGGUCUCGUCGAGGGGCAAAUCGGCUCAACAUUCGAAUCCCUCCUGCCCAGUUGAAAGCAGACAUGGCCUUUACUGCGCUUCAGUACCUGCCGAUGCCAGUAAUGGUACUGUCGAGUCAAAAAUCAGUCGUCCUGGCGAACGAAGCCAUGGGAAGACUGCUGGGCAUCGAUCCUGAGCCAAAGUCCGACGAACUUGACGAAGAUUUGACUCCAUUGCAACGCCUGGCGAGUCGUGACAUUAGGUCCGCGACCGACAUUCUUUACGGCGUGACCAUUGAAGAACUGGGCAUGGAUCUGCUACAGAACGGCGGCGCGGUCUUCAUUUCUUGGACCCAGUUCCUCGACUCAAUAGUGGAUGAUGCUUCAAAGGCCCAGUGCAGCACCACGCAACUGAACACUCAUCAUGGAAGGCGACGGGAUAAAGAUAGCACACCGACCGAAGGCGAUAAACUCCAUAAGAGAUCCAAUUCUGUUAACACGACUCACUCCUCUGGUCUGAGCCAUUCUUCUGGUGUACGCGCUGAAGUCCACGAUGCAGCCGUUGAGGUCCUCUUUUCAACACACAGAGACUCCAGGAGCGGCCUUCCUAUUCUUGGUGGCACUGACGGUGACCACGUUCAGUCGCGCAUGAUCAUCAGCAUAUGGGCCACUGAAGACGAACAGUAUUAUACAUUGACCUUUACAGCAUCCACGUCAGGCACCUCAAGUUCCAGCUCAUCUUCAGAAGCGGCCAAGACAACAAGUCGGACGGUAUCACGUACAACACAUAGUUAUCCGAGUAGCGCGCAUUCCAGCAUGGAUAUUCAUAACUCUGGUCCAAGCUCUAAUUCCAGUUCAACGUCCGCGCUUAGGCAUGUCAAGAGUCCACCAACGUCGAAUUACGCCAGUCCAUCGAUCUCGGAGUUUCCACCUCGAGGUCCUCCUACGAAGUCUGCAACGAAUGAGCCGUCUUUGUUCGCCAAAACGAACAAAUUGAAACAAGCUCUUCUCAAUAGCAUGAGCAUGCCAGCCUACGCAAUGUGGAAAGAUGAAACCUUUGGCGUACCCAAUAAGGCUGCUAUUCGAUUGCUCUUUCCCUACGCAGAUGAUCACCUUGACUAUGAUUCACAAGAGCAAGCCAAGGAAUUUCUGUCCCGCUUUGUGCUCUACACUGGCGAUUUCGCAGAGACAAUACCCCUCGAAGAUUAUCCCAUCAUGCGCCUGAUGAGGGAGCGCGCCGGAUUCAAAGACUAUCGCGUUGGAAUGUACAGCGUGAAAGAUGGCAGCCGCCUGCUUUUCGACACUAGUGGAGAGCCCUUGUUAGACGAAAAGGGAGAGUUCCUGGGCGGCUGCGUUCUCUUCCAUGACGUGACUGGAUAUGCUCGUACCAUCUCGGUGCAGAGGGAACGGAAUGAACGCCAAUUCGAAAACAUUUGUAACAUGAUCCCUCAGCUGAUUUGGCGGACGACUCCGGACGGCUCGCAUGACUACUACAACGAUCCAUGGUACACGUACACGGGCCUGUCUGUAGAAGAGAGUGUUGGAGAAGGCUGGCUCAAUGCCUUUCAUCCCGAUGAUCUUGCCAUAGCAGAGCCGAUCUGGGCCCAUUCGCUGGCCACCGGAGACGAGUACCGCACCGAAUACCGGUGCAAAAGCGCUUCUGGGGAGAUGCGAUGGAUGCUUGGACGGGCUGUGCCCAUGAGAGACGAAAAAGGUAACAUUAUGAAGUGGUUUGGCACCUGCACCGACAUUCAUGAUCUCGUUCUAGCGCGAGAGGAGGCCAGACAAACCAGGCAGCAGCUGGAACGUGUCAUCGAACAUGCUAACAUUACGUUGUGGGCCGUCGAUACGGACCUGAAUUUGACUCUUUCGGAAGGGCAAGCCAUGUCAGACGACCCGGCCGACGUUGACAUUCACAAGAGAAGGCACGAAUACCUCGGCAAGCCAAUUUCCUACAUUUUCGAACGGCAAGGCAGAAAGCAUGAGCAAGAGUCCUUUGAGAGGCCAAUUAGAAGGAUAUUAGAGAAGCGCAAAUCCGAAGAGAUCAUUGAGACCGUCACGAAGCAGACCGGGAAGCAUUUCCGUACCAAGCUUGUGCCUCUCACGAGGCAGGACAGAGCAGGCGGCAUUGCAGGCGAGACAUACAUCGAUGGCGUGGUCGGAGUGAGCCUGGACGUGACUGAGUUGAAGCGAGCCGCCGAUGAGGUGGCCGAGCGUAACCGAGAAAAUGCAAGAUUGAUGGCUCAAAGUGUGGCGGCAAAGGAGGCAAGCAAAAUGAAGAGCCAGUUCUUGGCCAAUAUGUCUCAUGAGAUUCGCACACCGAUCGCAGGAGUCAUUGGCAUGUCGGAGCUACUUCUUGACGAAGACGAUUCGGCAUCUGGAAAGUUGACCAAGGAACAGCGAGAAUGUGCCGAGAACAUUCAACGCUCUGCAAACGGCUUAUUGACUGUCAUCAAUGACAUCCUGGAUUUCUCGAAGGUGGAAUCUGGCCGACUUGACAUUGAAGAAGUACAAUUCGAUCUGUCUGUUGUGAUCGGAGAUGUGAACAAAAUGCUGAGCUUCGCAGCUGAGCGCAAAGGACUGCGAUAUAUUGAUGACAUUCAGCAACUGCAGAAUUGGAAAUUGAUUGGUGAUCCGGGCAGAGUGAGACAAGUCAUGACCAACCUUUUGACGAACUCUAUCAAGUUCACCAGCGAGGGCAGUGUCACUAUGCGGGUUAAAGCGAAAAGAGAAACAGCAGACGCUGUCGAAGUACACUUUACCGUAGAAGACACAGGCAUAGGCAUUGAAGAGGAGGUCCGGCAGAAACUCUUCAAACCUUUCUCACAAGCCGACAGCUCGACCGCACGACGGUUUGGUGGCACUGGACUCGGCCUCACAAUCAGCAAGAAUCUGGUUGAACUCAUGCGUGGUGGUAUCUCUCUUGAGUCAAAACUUGGUGUGGGCACCAAAGCGACAUUCUGGAUACCUUUCAAUAAGGCGCCAUAUCAAACGUCGACGGACUCUCCCUUGGUGGAUCUUGGGUCUAUACCAGAUCGGCUAGCAUCGGAAUUGUCCGUUUCACGUCCUGGAAGCGACAAUAAUGGACCUAGCGGCCCUUCCACACCAACGGGACACGCGAGAGGCCAAUCAAUGAGUGGUAUAUCUGGCUUCCCCACGCAUCAAGACUUCCAGUCAAUGGACCUCGACCUCAAUGAGGAGGAGCGCCGGAAUACUCAAGUGCUGGUUGUUGAGGAUAACCCUGUCAACCAACAAAUCGCGCUCAAAACGAUCAAGAAGCUCGGGUUCCCAGUACGAGCUGUUUGGAACGGACAAGAGGCACUGGAAUAUCUGGCAGCUCCCUCAUCUGAACGACCUCGUCCGAGUGUGAUAUUGAUGGAUGUACAGAUGCCGAUCAUGGACGGAUAUCGUGCAACUUGGACAAUCCGUAACGACAAGGCUUUCGCACUCAAUGCUGACGUGCAAGGCACUCCAAUUGUCGCAAUGACUGCUUCCGCUAUCCAAGGCGACCGCGAAAAAUGUCAAGCAGCUGGCAUGGAUGACUAUCUCGCCAAGCCUGUAAAGAAGGUCAACCUCGAGAAGAUGCUGAUCAAAUGGGCUAUUGAGGGUAAGAGAAAGCGCGCCGAGCUGAACAGCAAUCCAGCCUUAUUGCGAGCUCGGCCAGGCAUGAAACAUAAUACCUCAUUUACUGGAAGCGAGGCUUCGAGCAAUCUGGUGACGCCGCAGGAACAUUUGUCUUCAGAAGUGGACAGGCUCGAGUUCGUGAACAACCACCGAUUCGCAGCCUCAUCAGAAACGACUUCCGAGCGUGCAGAUAGGCAGAUUCGUGCAGAAGAACAAGCCAUGUCUCUUCGUGAUCAUGAACUCAUCGAAGCUGGCGAAGAUCCCAAAACGAAACUCGGGAAAGGCCUGGGAGACGAUGCGCAUCAAGGCGAGCCGCCCGGGACGGCCACAGCGCUGACAGAGGCCAACAUGGAAAAGUUUGAAAUGAAAGACCGCAUCGAGCAGUUGAAGCGGGCCGAUACAGAUGGCGAGAAUAGCAGUAUGAUGGCCACGAUAGCGGAGACAGAAGGAUCCGCGCUGCCAGCGCGUUUACAAAGGAGCAUGGCGCCCAAUCCGGAUAUACCUAUGACGGGCAGUGUACAACAUCGACGGAGCUGGCAACCCGAGAAGAGGUGAAUCGGGGAAUAAAACAGUGAGGGAUUCUUGAUUUCAUGGAACGAUGCAUAAUACAGGGUGCACGGCAGCAUUCGUUAUUGGACUAAUGUGUUCACGAAUUUAUGAUGGAAAGGAUAACCUGCGGAGUGCAGAGAGACUUUGCGUCGCACCGGAAUGAGGUUGGCAGCAUGAAGCAAGGAGUUUUGAUCAUCGACGAGCAGCGCGCACCUUCGAACUUGAUAGACAAACGAACUUCGACAGAAAUUAUUGAUAUACCAGUCAUUCAAAAUGAUCCAGACGACUCGUUUGAACACUUCCUCGCCGCG
Molecule: messenger RNA, 4991 nt
Organism: Cercospora beticola
Lineage: Eukaryota; Fungi; Ascomycota; Dothideomycetes; Mycosphaerellales; Mycosphaerellaceae
Product: PAS domain-containing hybrid sensor histidine kinase/response regulator
Biological process (GO): phosphorelay signal transduction system; protein autophosphorylation
Cellular component (GO): plasma membrane
Molecular function (GO): phosphorelay sensor kinase activity; protein binding; histidine phosphotransfer kinase activity
Source: RefSeq, a predicted model, not a curated record